CUCUCUCUCUCUGAGUCUCCUGCUCUCUUGCAGUGCUUUUGCUGGCAUGAUCGCAUGAAACAGAACGUUCUGUCCGGGACGGGCUUACCUGUGGAAAGUGUGUGUUUUAAAAAGAUGAAAUACACUCUAGGAUUGAUUAAAAAAAACACUUGAAAUGCAGAGUCAUUAAAAGUGUGUCAGCCAAACAAUGGACGUCAUCUUCUGAAUGAUCAAUGGAUAGACUUUCUAUGAUGAGAAACACCUUAAUCCCUUCUUCUAAAAAGUGGAUUAUUUCUUGUCCAUCAGUGAUGGAUUGGAUCUAGCAAUGGGGGAUAUGGCUGCAUGAUUGUCUCUCCAUCCACAUGUUUCGUGGAACCACCAACAAACAUGUCUGAGCUUCCAUCACCUGCACUUUCAAAGAGGCCUUUGCAGGGAUCUCAGCAUGGGAUGUGUCUCCCGUUACACAGUAGGGAGCAAAGUAACAAUGCUUUCACCUCUGAGUCCCCAUCAUCACCAUCUUCGACGUUGCUCCUGUAUGAAAGAGGUGAGACGUCACCGGACACUAUACGUAGCUUGAGUAGUCUGAGUAGUGCCAGAACAGAUAGUCCUCUGGAUGUGGACAUGCCAGAGGUGGAGAUGGGAAAAGCAACAGCCAGCAGUGAUGAUUCAGGCAUACAGAGCCCAGAAUGCAGACCAGACUACAGUGAGGACAACGACAAUUCUGUGUCUGUCUAUCUGGAUGCUAAUGAAGACUGCUGGAGUGACAAUGACAACCAUAAUGUCACUUUGGUGGUAACACAGAAGGUUGGUCAAAGUGAUGGUGAUGAUACAUCCUUGUGCUCUUCAGAAAAUGGUGAUGAUGAUGACACUAAAGAGGAAGAGGAAGAAGACACUUUUCUUUCUUUAUCCUCAGUAGAAUUAAUAAUGAAGUGCCAAGUUGGUGUCUCUGCUCUGGAAGUCUCCACCAGCUCUGAAGUGCCAAACAGUGUUUCACCUGACAUUUCUGAAGGCCGGCCAGCAGAAGUGCCUAACAUUGCUGUGGUGAAUGAAACCCAGAGGGAAGUUGUCUCUGUUGAGUUAUCUUCAGCCAUUCAAGUAACUGACAUUGUGAAUGAGACAGUGGUGUCCCCUGAAAAUACUCCUAUAACAGAUACCAGAAACACAACAACUUCUCGCACAUCCAUCUCAAAAGUGGACAACCAGCCAAAGAAAACAGCAGAAAAGACCAGUGAUCUGGAAGGACGUGUUCUUGCCAAGCCUCCUACAAGGGCUGUUCUGACCAAAGCCACAAAACCUGAGGUGAAGAGGUUCCCCAGACCAGACCUGAGGAACGUGAAGGCCAAAAUCAUCUCCAGGGCCGCCUCUGUGCCAAGAUCAGCUGAUCCCGCAAAAACAAACACUAAUGUUAACCAGUCCGCUUCAGGGAGUGUGAAGGUUCAUGCUAGUAGGAAGGUGGAAAAUAAAGCUGUUGGAAAAAGAAGCAGAUCAUCAUCAAACCAUACAAGAGGGGAUGAAACAAAGAUGGUGGACCAUGGCAGUCAAGAGAAAGAUGUGAACACUUUAUCCUUGCCAACACAAGGGGAAGAAACAAUGAAGUCAGAAUGUCCUCCUUCAGCUGAUUGUAAAGAUGAAGGAGAACCUCAACUUGAGAAAGAAGCAGAGGAAGAAACCUCUAAAAGCACCAGCAAGACUGUGUCUUCCAAGUUGGGACCAUCUCUGGGGACUAAUAGGACAUCCACCUCUGGACCCCCAGAAACCAGACUAAAGCCCUCUAACCGAGAAACCCGACCUACAGGUAGUCUGGGUCCACUGGGAGGCCGAGCGGUUCAGCCGGCUGGUAUUCCAAGGAUGCGAAGCACAGACAAGUCUUGGGUUCAUGUGGUUUCCGGGGCCAUAUUCUAUAUGUUUGUGUGUGUCAUGUUUCAGUGUGAGUCUUCCAAACUGCCUGUCAAAGGCCUACCCACCAGCCCCAGCUCCUCAUCACUGGGAAGUACAAUCAGCGAAAGCAACAAUAUUGCUGUAAACAAAGUUCCUGCUGAAGGGAUAAAGAGUGAGGAUAAGUCUAUCAAACAGAUUCAAGGAAAGUCUCUAGUUAGCAAACCUGUAUCAGGUCACCGCAGCAGAGCAAGCUCCACGCCGUCUAAACCAGUCACAGGGCUGAAGGCCCCAGCUGUGACCAGCCACAUGACAGCUAAGACUAACCAGAAUGCUUUGCAACGCAGUGGAUCUGCACGACUUAUUCGCUCAUCAUCAGUAGCAGUGGACAAGAGCUCCAAAGGGCCCAGAGCUGCAGGGGCAACAGCUGGACGGACACAGCAGCACAGCCCAGCUAGUCAAGGAGGAGUGACGGAGGAAGAGGAAGAGAGAGAUCUUCGUCUUCAAAAUGAGAAGAAGAGUCACAUCCUGCACCUCCGUAAACUCAUCGCUAACGGCAAUCGCCGCCUGGAGGCUCUCGCCCUGGUUGUGCAGCACAUCUUCAGUGAGCGUGAGGCGGCAAUCAAACAGAGGGAAGAUUUUUCCAUCCAAAUCAACAAACUGCGAGAGCAACUGGGUAACUCUGUCUCGUGUUGUGAGCAGUUGGAGAGAGAGAAGGAUGAGGUGCGUGCAUCUUUGGAGGCGUUGUUUCAGAAACUACAGGAGCAGCAUCAGAAAGAACUACAGCAGCUGGAGGAAAGACUGAAGGACUUCUACUCCGCAGAAUGGGACAAGACCCACGAGGCCUAUCAAAGGGAGGCGGAUAAAUGCAGGGCGUUCAUGCAGCAGCAGGUGGAGGAUGUGAGGAACAAACAAGAAGCACUGAGGAAACAACAGGAAGUGGCACACACUCAGCAGAUAUCAACACUGAAACAGGAACAUGAGACGUCACUUGCAGAGCUCAGGAAGAUUCAUGAACUGGACAUGCAAGACCUUGAUAAAACACUCAAAGAGUCUGAAGCCAUGCUCAAUGAGAAAAUUCAGACUUUGACAGCAGAGAACGAGGCUUUGAGAGAAAGAAUCAGAGAAGAGGAGGAACGGAGGAGAGCUCUGGCAGACAAAAGCCAGAAGGACGCCCACACGCUGUAUUUGGAACAGGAGCUGGAGAGUCUCAGAGCCGUGCUGGAAAUAAAGACCAACCAGAUACACCAGCAAGACAAGAAACUCAUGCAGAUGGACAAACUGGUUGACGAUAAUUUGAAACUAGAAGAGUGUUUAAAGAAAGUCCAGCAGGAGAACGAGGACUACAAGGCUAGGAUGGACAAGCAUGCUGCACUUUCAAAGCAGCUCUCCACAGAGCAGGCCAUGCUUCAGCAGACCCUACAGAAAGAGUCAAAGGUCAACAAACGGCUAUCUAUGGAGAACGAGGAGUUGCUGUGGAAACUACACAACGGGGACCUUUGCAGCCCUCGACGUCUCUCACCCUCUCCCCCCUUUCACUCGCCCCAAAACUCUGCCUCCUUCUCCACAACUCCAGUAUCACCCAGAUAACCUCUGAACUCUGACCACACUCACUCAGAGGCACCUAUGGACCUUUUGACCGUUUUUAUUCCUAUAAUAGGACUUGUACAGUUUGUAAAGACUUGUAAAGUUUAUGAAUGUUCCCUCUACAGUUAAAGACAAUGAUGCACAGUUGCACUUCUAGAUCAAGGAAUUUCCUUGUUCAGUUACAUGCUUCUUCAUUAUUUAAUGUCUAUCUCUCCCUCACUUUUUUUUCCCCAUUUAAUCUCAAACAUACACCCAAUUUUCUCUGAGGAGGGAACAUACCUCAGGGAUUGUACAAAGAGUAUCUCUUCCUUGGACUGCCAUUUUCUGUUACUUGUGCAUUUUUAUCCUUUUUUUAAUUAAAAUGGUCUGUGCAUAGUAAGUAAAAGAUGUAAAGCCUACCUUUUCUUUGUAUGCUCACAAGAACACUAUAUGAUAUUUGCAAAAAGGAUGGAAAACAGAAAUCUUCUAUAUGCUUGGAUUGAAUUUUUAGAACAUUUAUACAGAAACGAAAAAAGACAUUUCAGGAAAGAAGCUUAAAUCUCAACCUCACUGUUUAAAUGGAGUGCAUAUACUGUAGGUCCAGAUCUCUGUUCCUAAUAUUGUGGAAUGUAUUUACUUCUCUCCCAAACUGUGUCCAGUGGCCCUCACAUCCAGAACGCUUUAGGUGUGAAUGUGUCCUCAACCGCAGUGCCCUUCUUUGCUUUAUUUUAUUUUUUAAUGAAUGCAUUACAUUUCUGGAUGUUUAUCCUAUUUUGUAUUGUUUAUUUUAAUACAAAUAAUAAAUUAAUAAACAGUUUUAUUUAAAAUAAA
This is a messenger RNA of Cyprinus carpio (common carp), 4251 nucleotides long. RefSeq lists its product as uncharacterized. Gene Ontology annotation, cellular component: cytoplasm; nucleus. The record is from RefSeq and is a predicted model, not a curated record. Lineage: Eukaryota; Metazoa; Chordata; Actinopteri; Cypriniformes; Cyprinidae. Gene Ontology annotation, molecular function: microtubule binding.